Messenger RNA from Varroa destructor (honeybee mite), 3160 nucleotides. RefSeq lists its product as uncharacterized. Lineage: Eukaryota; Metazoa; Arthropoda; Arachnida; Mesostigmata; Varroidae. The record is from RefSeq and is a predicted model, not a curated record.
UUUUUUUUGUAACUCACUCCGCGGUACGUCGAUGCCUCGGUGACAGCGGCGUGAGCAUUGAUCACAUCACAGCCAAAAUUAGUUGACUUAACCUUAACCAGUGCUGAACCUGUGUAGUUUGUUUUUCCAACAAACUUAUACAAGAGAUCUGCGUUCGCUACUCUUGAAUUUUUCCUAUGAUAUUAUUUAUAAUAAAGAAAUUUACAUAUGAAUUCCACAGGUGUCCAAAUCCACUAUUUGUUUGAAGCUACUUGUUUCGGCUCAAAAUAAAUUCAAGGCUACUUCAACCUUAUGAAGAGUGAAUUAUUCGAAUAGCAGGCUAGGUACGAAUAGCCCCUUCUAAUAUAGUAACUCAAAAAUUGCUGUUCGAAGUAGCUGGCUCAUCAGCACAGGACUGGGCUUACCCGAGCUUCAACCGACCCUAGACAUCGGCACUCUGCCGCCUAUCGGCAUGUUCGGUAAUGAUAAAGAAAAGUCUACAGUGGCCCUCAGCCGCUAAGCCAAAAGCACCUAUGUCGUAUCGGACGGUACAGGUCGAAGCCGCUCGUACCCGCGGCCAAAUAGGGAGCUAAUCAAGUCUGCCUAGCCCUGCGCAGCUCGACUUCGGCCAGCACAGCGGCAAACAAAGCGCGCGAACAUUCGAAAGGAUUUGAGGCUACUGCUAAUGCUUCGGGUUCUUGGCCUGCUUCUUCGUCUUUUCGCAUGAAUAGGUGAUGGCGUAAAAGGAGAGAGAUGAGCUUGUGUUCUGGUGACGCUGGCGGAAUUGAAUGUGACGCGAAGGCAUUCUGUUAGUUGUUCGUCGUUCGACGGCCUUUCGUUCUCGUUUAGAGGCCCCGACCAAUUAGAGUUCUACCCAUGGACACAACGCAACCUCAAAAAAAGGCAACGACGACAAGGCAAGUUCGUACAAAAGUUCCGUAUAAAUGCAUAUAGCGAAAUAAAUAAGUUAGUACGUGAGCCGCCAGGCAUCAACACCGAAUACUAUAUACCGCGGGAAGUUCUGAGGUGAGCAUUAUGAAAGGAUGGAAUUUAAACGACUGAGAAUGACGGAACGAUAAAUACAAUAAUAAUAAUAAAACCAAAACAAUAAGUGCGGAAAGAUAAGAGAAACAAAACUAUUAGAAAGCUUAAGGGUUUUUACGCUGUUGAGAGCAUAUGACCGGGAAUAAAGAAAUGCUUGGCGAACACGUUCAAGCGAUAGCAAUGGCAAAGAUUAGUUAUGUUGUCUGUUGCAAAGUUUCUGAGCGUAUGUUGAUCCAAAAAACUAUACAGAGUAACGCUGAAACUGUUUGAUUUAACUAAAAAGAUUAAGAAAAAUAUUUUAAAAAAAUAAAAACGAAUAAAAAAAGGAAAAUCUAUGCUGACUUAUUAUAGUAACUGACGGAUUAAAAACACGCACACACCUAUAGUAUACUGUAAUAAUCGUCGCACCUAAUAAAGUGAAAGGAAAUUUUUUGAAAAAACCGCUAUUUCCUAUGUUUUUUUUGGAGUUACAAAACGCAUUAUAAACGACCGAUAAAAUUUGCCGGAUGUCUGUCUGAAAACCCGAUCCGGGCACAUUUAUAUGCUGGAUGUUCUGGUCACCACCUCCCACAAUCACCGGCAGGCCUCCUAUCGAGAUAAGAACCUGUGUACCGGUACCGAGUACCCCGCCUGUAUUAUGAAUGCAAUGAGUCCAUCAUCGUUCACUAUCGUAUUCAUGGUCAAUCAGUUCUCUCGACUGACCCAUUGGCGUCGCGUCCAGAUUUAAACCACGUUAAUAGCACUCCCACAGCAGGAGAACGGUGGCGUCGUCAGAAUACGCUAACUUAAACAAUCGUCACUUCCUUUCGAGAUAACAAGCAACGGAAUUGGGUCCACUUAUUCCAUCUUCACGUUUCCGUCUGCCCGAUAGCUCCUGUAUACUCCCUCUCGGUACGCAGCACCUGAAUAUAAUUCAAGUUCUUUCGCCACAAACAAUUUGUACCGGUAUUUAUGGUCACAUGUAAAUGUCCACUCAACGACAGUCAAUCCAAUCGACCAAAUAAGGACCAGUCUUGACUCCUGACUUGGGCGUUGACUCCGACAACGGCUGAUAGAUACAGCCGACUCUAAAUGCAGGCUCACCCGUAAGCAAUAAGGUAACGUUGACGUCACCAUAAUCGUGUACGCCAUUUGAAAUAUAUGCAUAUGUGCAUGGAAGCAUUUUAGCAAACUUUUUAGCUAAAAGAAACCGCUGUUUGGCCAGCCAGCGGCGAUCACAGUCAAACACUGAAAAUGAACGACCAUUUAACGGAUACGACCGUGGCGAUCGCAACUGGAUUGAGCGGCAGUGCGUGCACACCUGGCAGUCACCGACAAGUCCACGGCACCAGGUCCGGAGGCGUUCGGGAGCAGGCUGGACUAACAGCGACGACAACAUUAACAAGUCGAAAAGGCAAUGUAUGCAGGCAAGCAUUACUUCAGUGUCUACCUCCUCUUCCUUUUUGUAUGAAUGUAUAAUAUGUAUAUAUAAGUAUAGAUAUCCAAGCGCCGAAUCCCUCAGACAAUUUUUUUUGCUCGACGCGAAUGAACCAAACUUACGGAUAAGCCAAUGGGCAAACAGGGCGACUGCACAGAAAGACGGACAAGCUAAACGGGCUAACGACGCUUAAAUACGUACGUUUUCGACAUCUCAUUUGCAGAAUGAAUACUGGCCUGCUGACACGCUAUUGAUAGAACAGAAAUGAAGGUGAUGAGUGGAAACAUAAAAGUGCCGCCAUCCCGCCCAGUAACCAUGCAUCUCCAGAAUGACAACGGUCUCGUAGGAAGCCAGCUGGCGUUGGGAGUACGAUAUUCGACGCCGCACCUCGUGAAGUCCUCACCUAUAGAAGCUCCUGGGAAAAUGACAUCGCUUAUUAGGGGAUCUCGUCUCUUUUGGGAAUUCAAGCCGACUGAAGCAAACGUACAUGUCUGUAUAUCAAUCAUUACGACGGCUGAAGGUGCGGAAGGCAAUACCGCUAACCACUCACCAGGAUUGUUACCGCCGAUCAGACGCGGCCUGCCCCCUACAACGUGAAGAAAAACCAGCACUGGGUGGUAAGUUCAGACGAAAGUGCGCUGCCUAUAGUCAUGAAAAGUUCCCGCAAAAAAGGAUACAAUUUGCAAAUGUUGUGACACGGAAAGUCUGCUAUAUGGGGAA